Molecule: messenger RNA, 1121 nt
Organism: Laetiporus sulphureus 93-53
Lineage: Eukaryota; Fungi; Basidiomycota; Agaricomycetes; Polyporales; Laetiporaceae
Exons: 3
Coding region: 107-733 (208 amino acids)
Source: RefSeq, a predicted model, not a curated record
CGUGUGAACCUUGCUCACCGACGGCCACCGACUUGGCCGACAAGUUGAACUUCAUCAUUGCACAUUUCUCACUGCUCAGCCCCCACCGUCGUGUUAGUGCUCAGACAUGGCCACAAUGCUUGCCAAUCUUCAGCCUACCGCCUAUGUCCCAACAUCAAUGCUGGAAGAUCACGAUUUGUCGAUGUACUCGCUCGACUACGAGUUUGAGAGCGAGGGACGCUCGCUCGGCCUCAUCGAGCCAGUGCGCAACCUCACCCUAGCCGACCUCAGCGACAUGGAUAUCGAGAAAUCUCUCGCGGACAUCUCUAUGACAAUGGAAUUGCCUGAAGUUCCCAUGUUCGAGCCUGAGCCCAAGUCAGCAAGCCGCUUGCUAACAAGUUCCCCCCGGCCACGGUGCCGACGUUCGUACUCUGAUGCGCUGCUUUCGGUCCAAUCUCGGCAGCCGGAAGUGUUCCAGAGCAUCACUUGUGCGCCUGGAUUGCGCGACAACAGCUUUGAGGAGUUGCGUCUCGAGUGCUAUAGCAUCAGUUUCACUGCCACAGGCCAACCUCCAGUACCAGUAUCCAGCGACGCUCCACGAGGGGCAAUCAUCCCCCCGUUUUAUGCUCCAUUUACCAACAAGAGGAUAGAGGACCGCAGGAACGAUGACUCAGAGGUUGCUGACGUGUCGAUGUCUCUUGAACCGAGCCUGUUGAACGCGUUCGACGGGGGCGUGCAGCUUCGCGAUUAUUAAGCGGCCAUCUAUAUAUCCCGCCUUAGGAGAUAGCUCUGUCCCCGCUUAGAUGGGCAAGAGUCAAAUAGCUGCGUGUUCCGCGGACUGAGCUGGGAUUCUCCAUGACAGUGUUAGGAAGGAUUUAUGUAACAUUCUCUGCUGUAUCAUUUCCUUGCAGGCUCGGCAUGCUGGUUGUAGUUGCUUCCAUGUCUGCUGUACUAAUCGUGAUACUCUCGCGUGCUAAACUUUCUUUCAAGCUUUGUAUGCCUCGGAGGAGCUUCAAGAAUUACUGAUUAUCUUGUUUAUUCGAUUUGGUUGAAUACGAACGCGUCGCGACGCGCCGUGAGAUGAAAUCAAGACGCGGUCUCGUGACGAGUAGUAGUAUGUGCACGUAGUAUAUAAACUCGAG